AUGGACACAUUUGACAGCUCCAUAGAGGACUGGUCAAUUUAUGUUGAAAGAUUUGACCAGUACUGCCUUGCUAACGGGAUAGAGGAUGAGAGGAAAGUCGCGGUUCUUCUGAGUCUCAUGGGAGCGAAGACGUAUAACCUCCUCCGCAGCCUCAUCGCACCAGCCAAACCCGCAGACAAAACUAUUGAGGAGAUUACAAGAACACUCAAAAAUCAUUUGAAUCCAGCACCGCUAGUGAUCGCGGAGCGCUUCAGAUUCCAUAAGAGAAACCAAGCAAAGACUGAGACAGUGUCAGAGUACAUCGCAGAUCUGCGAAGACUGGCGGAACAUUGUCAGUUUGGAGAGGGACUAUCUGACGCAUUGAGAGACCGGUUCGUCUGUGGUCUGCAUAACGAGAGUACGCAAAAACGCCUUUUAACAGAAGAAAGGCUCACCUUACGGCGUGCGGUGGAUAUCGCUGUGUCAGUGGAAACCGCAGCAAGAGACGCCACUGAACUACAAGUGGCCAAGAAGUCUUCAGAACGAGUUCGUAUUUGUGGGGACUUCAAGAUGUAUCGUAAGAUCGCCAACGUCUCCUUUCUGAUCCUGCUGCAGUGCUGUCACUCUUUCUGA
Molecule: messenger RNA, 612 nt
Organism: Knipowitschia caucasica
Lineage: Eukaryota; Metazoa; Chordata; Actinopteri; Gobiiformes; Gobiidae
Source: the annotation of a GenBank genome assembly